AUGGAUCUUUUAAAAGACGCUGCUAAAAAUUUGAACCUUUAUGAGGUUAAGGCAUAUGUGCGUAAAGCGCAAAAUGUUGCCAUGAAUUAUACUGAGAUUGAAUCGAAAGUUAGGGAAGCUACAAACAACGAGCCUUGGGGUGCACCAACAACCUUGAUGGCACAGAUAGCUUCAGCAACCUACAAUUACAGAGAAAGGGAAGAGAUCUUGGCAUUUAUUUUCCGCAGAUUCACUGAGAAAGCUGCCAACGAAUGGAGGCAGAUUUACAAGUCGUUACAAUUAUUGGACUAUUUGAUCAAAAAUGGAAGUGAAAGAAUUAUUGAUGACGUUAGGUCAAAUCUUUCAUUGAUUCAGAUGUUGAAAUCAUUCCAUUACAUUGACUCCAAAGGUAGAGACCAAGGUAUCAAUGUAAGAAAUAGAGCAAAGAAUUUGAUCAAUUUGUUGAAUGACGAUGCGCUAAUUAGAAGUGAACGGAAAAAGGCUAGGGCAAACCAGAAAAAAUUUGGAGGCGUUUCGUCGGCAGCGUUUGGUGGUGCUUCAUCGAUUGGAACAGGCUAUGGUGGGUCGUCAUCCACAUUCACCGAUGUUGACGACGACGAAUUCACCAAUAGGGUGUAUGGUGAUGGUGGGGUGUAUGGAGAGAGAUAUGAUGAUCCAGCUUCAGCUUAUCAAAAUGGAGCCACAGGCACAGGCGGAGACCAGUUUGAAGAAUACGAUGUGCAACCAACUACAAAGACUGCGGUGUCAAAGGCAACGACGAGAGCUUCAAGAGUGAACGCUGGUGCUGCGACAAAAUCAAAACCUCAACCAAAGGAGCCCGAAAAAGAUCUUUUGGGUGACUUGUUGGGUCUCGACGAUGCCCCAAAGCAAACAACAACAAGCAAUGCUGGAGAUGAUGAUGACGAUGACGAUUUCGAUGAUUUUCAAGCUGCCCCUUCACAGGGUCAAAAACAAAACAAUUUGUCCUCCAACUUGACAAGCUUGUACCAUCCGCAACAACAGCAGCAGCAGCAAACGCAAACGCAAACUAUUCCACAAUUCCAGCAAUUUCCAUCGCAGCAGAGUGUGUUUUCAGGAAAUGCAUCAACCAAUACAGGAUCGUCAUCUACAGGUCCUGCCAAGAGUUCCAAUAACGAUGCCUUCUCGUCGUUGUUUCUGUCUGCAAAAACCAAAACUGGUGGUCACAAAACAAGUGGCUCCCAAUCAAAAACGGCUACAACUCCUUCAUCUACAUCCACUCCUGCACCAACAACAACAACACAAAAUGAUGAUUUGUUUGGUGAUUUCAGUUCAAACAAUCAAACGAAGCCCACAUCAAAUUCCAAUAGUAACAGUAACAAUGGAGGUGACGUGGAUUUGUUGAGUUUUUAG
Messenger RNA from Lodderomyces parapsilosis, 1371 nucleotides. It is a transcript of the gene ENT3, whose product is annotated as Ent3p. Gene Ontology annotation, biological process: endocytosis; Golgi to endosome transport. The record is from RefSeq and is a predicted model, not a curated record. Bases 1 to 1371 code for a protein of 456 amino acids. Gene Ontology annotation, molecular function: phospholipid binding; clathrin binding. Gene Ontology annotation, cellular component: plasma membrane; endosome; clathrin vesicle coat. The transcript is spliced from 2 exons. Lineage: Eukaryota; Fungi; Ascomycota; Pichiomycetes; Serinales; Debaryomycetaceae.